AUGGGUCGCUCGAUACUGCUAUUGGGUGCAUGGCUCGCCGGUAGCCAAGUCGCCGCGCUUGGAGAUCUCCCUACCAUCACCCCUGCGCCUGUGCUGGGCGGCGUGCUUAAUGCUGCCGCAACAGACCCGGGCUUCUCUGCCUGCGCAACCGCGAGCAAUGUUGUUGUAUCAUGCUCGAGCGUACUUGAAAGUGCAGGUGCACACGAGGCAACGGGCUCGCAAUGGCACAAAUGUCUAUGCUGCUCCGGCACAACAUGGUCACCAAAUAUGUUCGAUGACAGUGUAGAGAGCUGUGCGGACUAUAUCAAAACCGAUCUCCCCGGCCACACGAGCGAGUACUCAGCCUACUCUGCUCUUGGAAACUAUUGCCAUCGCGCUGGGAAUAUAUGUACUGGGACAGCCGCCGCGACUCGGACACAAUCAGCAAGUGACAGCAUUAUCACAACCCAGGCGGCCGGCUGCUCAUCUCUACUUGAGAUAGUAUCGGAGUGUGCUUCGCUCGACAGUGGCAUUCUGACUGAACCUGUCGAGACACGGGCACUAUGCUAUUGCUACAUGACCGAUAGCCAAAACGUGUCAACGACCUGGGUGCCUCAGACCUUUGACGGGUACGCGAGCGAGUGCGCGGAUUGGGCCUCGACCGCCGAUAAGUCUCUGUACCCAAGCUUGUUGGAAUUGGCAACGUUCUGCCACUCAGUGGGUAAUUUUGCGACUACGACCGAAGACGGUAGUAGUAGUAGUAUCACGACGACCCGCGGUCGCAGCAGCAGCAGCAGCAGCACCACCUCUACCACUGCCGGGACGGGACAGCACUCGGAGCAGAUUACAUCAAGCCCGACUGCUGUCACUGUGACGGUGAAUCCGGCGUCGACUAGCGCGAGCGCCAAUGCCGCAGCUGUUUCCCAUGGCCAAGGAUCGGCAGUCGUCGGGUUGACAAGCGUGGCCAUUGCUCUCUUCUCUUACUUCUUGUAG
Molecule: messenger RNA, 972 nt
Organism: Truncatella angustata
Lineage: Eukaryota; Fungi; Ascomycota; Sordariomycetes; Amphisphaeriales; Sporocadaceae
Exons: 2
Coding region: 1-972 (323 amino acids)
Source: RefSeq, a predicted model, not a curated record